AUGGAAACCCUGUCUGUCAAAUUACCAUGUUCUUCUGAUACCUCUAGCAUCUCAGCAGCCUCAGAAGAAACUCAGAACAAAGGUGGCAUGGGGGAAAAUAUGAUGGCCAAACUGAAAGAGAAAGUAAUUGUUGUUCAAGAAUCUCAUGAGUGCAACCAGCUUAAAUCUGGAUUACAUGUUUCACUCAGUGAGAAGUUUUCUGGGGAUGAAUCAAUCCAUGGCUCGGAGGUGGAACUCAAACUUUCUAGUAUGGGAUCAUAUCAAGCAAAGCAGCAGCCACAGGCACAGUCAAAACCGAGGGCUUUUACAUGCGGCUUUUGCAAGAAAGAAUUUUCAACCUCUCAAGCUCUGGGAGGGCAUCAGAAUGCGCAUAAACAAGAACGUGCAAUAGCUAAACGACGUAAAGAGUUGGAUUUAGGGGCUUUGGGGCAUCAACAAUACCCUUACUACUCAUAUUCAAGCCUGUCUCAAUCCUCUCUCUAUGGAUCUUUCAACAGGGCUCUUGGGGUAAGAAUGGAAUCCAUGAUUCAAAAGCCUGCUUCUACUUACCCUUGGACCUCCCUAGGCUACCGUUUCGGCCAUGGAGGAAUCGUGAUGGAUAGUAAUUUCCAGGCUCAGAAGAGUAGCACUUUUCCAACAUCUAUGGCUGUACCAGCUUCAAGUAUUGCACCAAAGAAGCCAACAAGCAGUAGUGAUUUCUCCCCAAAACGGAUGUAUCAGAAAGUGAUCAUCGUCAUGAUGAUGAUUCAGGACUUGAUUUGUCUCUUAAGCUUUAAACCUUAA
This is a messenger RNA of Durio zibethinus, 783 nucleotides long. RefSeq lists its product as uncharacterized. Gene Ontology annotation, biological process: negative regulation of abscisic acid-activated signaling pathway. The record is from RefSeq and is a predicted model, not a curated record. NCBI's taxonomy places the organism in Eukaryota, Viridiplantae, Streptophyta, Magnoliopsida, Malvales, Malvaceae.